Messenger RNA from Ilex paraguariensis (yerba mate), 1275 nucleotides. The record is from the annotation of a GenBank genome assembly. Lineage: Eukaryota; Viridiplantae; Streptophyta; Magnoliopsida; Aquifoliales; Aquifoliaceae.
AUGAGUAUCAUAGCUCUCAUUCUCUUCUCUUCCAUCCUCGGGUUUCUUCUCUAUUGUCUCUCUGCCCUUCGUAAUCGCAAACUCGUACCCGUAGCACUACCUCCAGGUCCAAAACCAUGGCCUAUUAUUGGAAAUUUACCACACCUAGGGACCAAACCACACCAAUCCAUUGCAGCCCUGGCUCGGACCUAUGGUCCGCUCAUGCACCUCAGGCUCGGGUUUGUCCAUGUGGUUGUGGCAGCAUCGGCGUCGGUUGCAGCGCAGUUCUUGAAGACCCACGAUGCCAACUUUUCAAGCCGACCACCCAACUCUGGCGCCAAGCAUAUUGCUUACAACUACCAGGACCUUGUGUUUGCACCCUAUGGUCCUCGGUGGCGCAUGCUUAGGAAAAUUUGUUCUGUACAUCUUUUCUCGGCUAAGGCCUUGGAUGAUUUCCGCCAUGUGCGCCAGGAGGAGGUGGCAAUACUCACACGCGCUAUAGCAAAUGCAAGCAAGAAGCCUGUGAACCUAGGCCAAUUACUGAACGUAUGCACGACAAACGCGCUGACGAAGGUGAUGCUGGGCAAAAGAGUGUUCGGUGACGGAAGCGGUGGUGAAAAUCUGAAGGCUGAUGAGUUCAAAUCAAUGGUCGUGGAGUUGAUGGUCCUGGCGGGUGAGUUCAACAUCGGUGACUUUAUCCCUGCCCUGGAGCCCUUGGAUUUGCAAGGCGUGGCAAAGAAGAUGAAAAAGCUGCACGCGCGAUUUGACUCAUUCUUGAGUACGAUUUUAGAAGAGCACAAGAUGAACGGUCCGGGUGGGACUACACAACACGUGGACUUGUUGAGUACGUUGAUUUCGGUUAAGGAUGAUGCUGACGGUGAGGGUGGGAAGCUUACCGACACUGAAAUUAAAGCCUUGCUUUUGGUAAGUCUCUCUUUACUUGUCUUCCAUUUUCUCUGUUUCCUUUCUUUUUUGUUUUUUUGUUGGGGUCAUUACAAUUCAUGUUGCUUGGUGUAUGCAGAGGGUCCUUCGCAAAUCUUCUUGAUUAUCUAUCAUUUACUAUAAAUCUAAUGGAUCACCCACUAAUGCAUUUUGGCGAAUUUAAUACCGGAAAAAUUAAAAGAAUCUGAUACUAGAGUUAUUUUUAUUAUUAGGAUUCUUUUUUGGGAAUGAUUUAAUUGUUAUUUUUGUUCUCUUUUUUCCGAGUGAUAGAGUUUAGUCUUAUGUAUGGUUGUACACUUUACUUAUUCUAUUUGACAUAAAUGUUCUUUUACAACAUUCCACUUAAAGUAUGAU